GUUUCGGUGUUGAUAAGUGAUAUCUGAAGCGUCAUGUAGAUUGUGGAGGAUGGUGAAUGUGAUGAUAUAAACGGUGGGGAGGUAAUCCUGCCCUCCACUCCGUGUUCAGAGCUUCGUGUGUUUGGACUUGUGCUUUUUGGACAAUAACAUGGAGGUACCAACUGGUGACUCAAUCGACACUGGAGGGCCCAGUGAUAGUGGGGUAGAAAAUGGAGGACAAGAUAAUCCGUCCUUCGAGAAAGAACCAGAAACAAGUCCAGAACCAGCACCAGAAACACCAGAGAAACAGGAGAAUGAAGCGGAGGCAGAAGAAAAUGGUACGCCUAAUGGUCAUGCAGCAGAUGAGCCGGAGACAAAUGGUGUUGACGGCAGUAAAAUGACAAUAAACCCUGGCCUGACUCAGCCGGCUGUGAUGAGUGCGCCAGUAGACUUAAACAAUGGAAAGGCUCCUGAAAAAGAUGUGGAAGGUGACCAACCCGAGCGUGCCAUGUGGGGAAACCAGAUAGAAUUCUUGAUGUCGUGUAUUGCCACCUCCGUGGGCUUGGGCAACGUAUGGCGGUUCCCGUUCGUCGCCUACCAGAACGGCGGAGGAGCCUUCCUCAUCCCAUACAUCAUUGUACUCCUACUCAUAGGAAAACCUAUGUACUACCUAGAAGGUGUGAUCGGACAGUUCAGUUCGAGGAAUUCCGUUAAGGUGUGGGCGCUGUCGCCUGCUAUGAAGGGAACGGGUUACGCACAGGCAUUGGGCAGUGGGUAUAUUCUGUCCUACUAUGUAUCAAUCAUUGCUCUAUGUCUCUACUACCUGGUGAUGAGCUUCCAAGCCACAUUGCCUUGGGCAGUGUGUCUGCCGGAAUGGGAAAAUUGUGUACCCGCUGACCAAGUAGAAGGAAUCGACGAUAGUCUUAAUGCGACAAGCAGUGCCGAAUUAUACUUUGUACGAACUGUGCUACAGCAAAGCGACGGAAUCGAGGGAGGACUUGGUCUUCCCAUAUGGUACCUCACACUUUGUCUGUUCGUUGCUUGGCUUAUUAUUUUCUUCAUUGUCUCCCGCGGUGUCAAGAGCUCUGGAAAAGCUGCAUACUUCCUCGCUAUCUUCCCUUAUGUUGUCAUGAUAAUCUUGUUGAUAAGCACCCUGCUUUUGGAGGGCUCUGGAAACGGAAUUUUGUUUUUCUUAACACCGCAAUGGGAUAAAUUGAUAGAACUUGAUGUGUGGUAUGCUGCGGUGACUCAAGUAUUCUUUUCGCUGAGUGUGUGUACCGGUGCUAUCAUCAUGUUCUCCUCAUACAACGGCUUCAGAUCAAAUGUAUACAGAGAUGCUAUGAUCGUGACAACUUUAGACACGUUCACAAGUUUGCUGUCCGGUAUCACCAUCUUCGGUAUCUUGGGUAACUUGGCGCACGUCCUGAACAGAGAGGUUGACCAAGUUGUUGGCUCCGGUGGGACUGGUUUGGCCUUCGUGUCCUACCCAGAUGCGAUUGCAAAAACUUUCCAACCGCAGCUGUUCUCGGUACUUUUCUUCGUGAUGAUGUCUGUGCUGGGUGUGGGGUCGGCGGUGGCGCUGCUGUCAGUCAUCAACACGCUCAUGAUGGAUGCCUUCCCGCGUAUACCCACCGUCUUCAUGUCCGCUUUCUGCUGCACUAUCGGCUUCGCCAUCGGCCUCGUUUACGUCACUCCUGGUGGCCAAUACAUCCUUGAAAUCGUCGAUUACUAUGGUGGUACUUUCCUGGUUCUGUUCUGCGGUAUCACUGAAAUCAUAGGCGUAUUCUGGAUUUACGGUUUGGAGAACCUGUGCCUGGACAUCGAGUUCAUGUUGGGCAUCAAGACGUCGAUGUACUGGCGGCUCUGCUGGGGCAUCAUCACGCCCGCCAUGAUGAUCGUUGUCUUCAUAUACGCGCUCAUAUCAUUCGAGGCUCUCGUCUUCGCCGAAACCUACGUGUAUCCGACGGCAGGAUAUGUUUCUGGAUACCUAAUGCUGUUUGCCGGUAUUAUUUUGGUUCCAGUGUGCAUAUUUAUUGGAAUCAACAAGAACAAAACUGGAAAAUUUUCAGAAUCGGUGAAGAAAGCUUUCCGACCGAAAUCUACUUGGGGACCUCGUGAUGCGGAGACCAAGAGGGAAUGGGCCUUGUUCAAGGAGGACGCGUGGGAGCAGGCCGACAAAAUGAGAAAGUCGGCCUUCCAACACAUUUGCUCCAUUCUGACCGGAGGAUAUAGGCGUUUGGAGAACCUGUGCCUGGACAUCGAGUUCAUGUUGGGCAUCAAGACGUCGAUGUACUGGCGGCUCUGCUGGGGCAUCAUCACGCCCGCCAUGAUGAUCAUUGUCUUCGUAUACGCAUUAAUAUCAUUCGAGGGCCUCGUCUUCGGUGGUUAUUAUGUGUACCCAACAGCCGGUUAUGUUGCAGGAUACCUGAUUUUAUUCGCUGGAAUUAUCCUCGUGCCACUAUUUACGAUAAAACGAGCUUUUCAAACAAAAUCAAGCUGGGGCCCCCGUGAUGCGACGGCCAAAAGGGAGUGUGAAGAUAAUAGAAAUGUUACAAAGCAGGAGAACUACAGGAUAAAUCAGCCAAAAUUUACUAAGGAUGAUGUUAUUAAAGCAAAACAGGAUGACAAGAAGGAUGCGGAAAAGGACCAGCCCGAGCGCGCCAUGUGGGGGAAUCAAAUAGAGUUCCUGAUGUCGUGUAUCGCCACCUCCGUGGGCUUGGGCAACGUAUGGCGGUUCCCGUUCGUCGCCUACCAGAACGGCGGAGGAGCCUUCCUCAUCCCAUACAUCAUUGUGCUGGUGGUGAUAGGGAAGCCCAUGUACUAUCUAGAAGGUGUGAUCGGACAGUUCAGUUCGAGGAAUUCUGCUAAGGUGUGGGCGCUGUCGCCUGCUAUGAAAGGAACUGGGUACGCACAGGCAAUGGGUACGAUGUACAUUCUGUCGUACUAUGUGUCAAUAAUAGCUCUAUGUUUAUAUUACCUCGUUAUGAGCUUCCGAUCUCGGCUACCCUGGGCAGCCUGUAGGCCUGAAUGGGAAAAAUGUGUGCCCUCUUCCCAGACUCACGGAAUUGAACUUAUACAAAAUGGAACAAGCAGCGCUGAACUUUAUUUUGUAAAAACUGUACUACAACAAAGCGACGGAAUAGAAAAUGGGCUUGGUCUCCCGAUAUGGUAUCUCACUCUCUGCUUGUUUGCUGCUUGGCUGAUCAUUUUCGUCAUCGUAUCGCAAGGCGUAAAAAGUUCUGGAAAAGCUGCAUAUUUCCUCGCCAUAUUUCCGUACAUUGUUAUGAUUAUUUUAUUAAUAAGCACUUUAUUAUUAGACGGCUCUACGAAUGGCAUAUUAUUUUUCUUGACCCCUCAAUGGGAUAAGCUUACUCAGUUGGAUGUAUGGUAUGCAGCCGUGACACAGGUAUUCUUUUCUCUUGGCGUAUCAACUGGCGCAAUAAUAAUGUUUUCGUCGUAUAACAGUUUCAGGCAAAAUGUUUACAGAGAUGCUAUGAUCGUGACAACAUUAGACACAUUCACAAGUUUGCUGUCUGGGGUGACCAUUUUUGGUAUUUUGGGCAAUUUGGCCUACGUGCUCAACAGAGAAGUGAACCAAGUCGUCGGUUCUGGUGGGACUGGUUUAGCCUUCGUUUCUUAUCCUGAUGCCAUUGCAAAAACUUUCCAACCACAGCUGUUCUCUGUCCUAUUCUUUCUGAUGAUGUCAGUUCUGGGUGUGGGGUCGGCGGUGGCGCUGCUGUCGGUCAUCAACACGCUCAUGAUGGACGCCUUCCCGCGUACACCCAUCGUCUUCGUGUCUGCCUUCUGCUGCACUGUUGGCUUCGGCGUCGGCCUUAUCUUUGUUACACCGGGAGGACAAUAUGUGCUAGAAAUCGUGGAUUACUAUGGUGGUACCUUUUUACUCUUGUUCGGUGGCAUCGCAGAAAUCAUUGGCGUAUUUUGGAUUUAUGGUUUGGAGAACCUGUGCCUGGACAUCGAGUUCAUGUUGGGCAUCAAGACGUCGAUGUACUGGCGGCUCUGCUGGGGCAUCAUCACGCCCGCCAUGAUGAUCAUUGUCUUCGUAUACGCAUUAAUAUCAUUCGAGGGCCUCGUCUUCGGUGGUUAUUAUGUGUACCCAACAGCCGGUUAUGUUGCAGGAUACCUGAUUUUAUUCGCUGGAAUUAUCCUCGUGCCACUAUUUGUAUGUCUGGCGAUAAGAAAAAAUAGAACUGGAAAUUGUUUUGACACGAUAAAACGAGCUUUUCAAACAAAAUCAAGCUGGGGCCCCCGUGAUGCGACGGCCAAAAGGGAGUGGUUACUUUUUAAGGAAGACGCGAUGACGCAAGCCAAAAACAUGAGGACAUCUUUUUGUAAUCACAUCAAACUCAUUCUGACUGGUAGAUACAGACAAUAAAUAAUGUUGUAAAUAUAUGAAGAUUGUAAAUAU
Aricia agestis (brown argus) is the source of this 4405-nucleotide messenger RNA. RefSeq lists its product as uncharacterized. The record is from RefSeq and is a predicted model, not a curated record. Gene Ontology annotation, cellular component: membrane. Gene Ontology annotation, molecular function: L-amino acid transmembrane transporter activity. The transcript has 30 exons. Gene Ontology annotation, biological process: sodium ion transmembrane transport. NCBI's taxonomy places the organism in Eukaryota, Metazoa, Arthropoda, Insecta, Lepidoptera, Lycaenidae. The coding region runs from base 149 to 4372 and encodes 1407 amino acids.